Messenger RNA from Anoplopoma fimbria (sablefish), 2201 nucleotides. RefSeq names its product nucleus accumbens associated 1, BEN and BTB (POZ) domain containing b (gene nacc1b). Gene Ontology annotation, molecular function: RNA polymerase II cis-regulatory region sequence-specific DNA binding; DNA-binding transcription factor activity, RNA polymerase II-specific; protein binding. The record is from RefSeq and is a predicted model, not a curated record. Gene Ontology annotation, biological process: regulation of transcription by RNA polymerase II. NCBI's taxonomy places the organism in Eukaryota, Metazoa, Chordata, Actinopteri, Perciformes, Anoplopomatidae.
UUCCGAGGCGUUUACCGGCGAGACAUCGGCUCUGCCCGUCCCCUUUUCAUACCCUGUGGUGCUGGGCAGAGCGUUAUGGCUCAGACGCUGCAGAUGGCGAUCCCUAACUUUGGAAACAACAUCCUGGAGUGUCUGAACGAACAGCGGCUGCAGGGCCUCUACUGUGAUGUCUCCGUGGUCGUCAAGGGACACGCCUUCAAGGCCCACCGCGCGGUGCUUGCGGCCAGCAGCUCCUACUUCCGGGACCUGUUCAACGCCGGCGGUAAAAGCUCGGUGGUGGAGCUGCCGCCGGCCGUGCAGCCUCAGAGCUUCCAGCAGAUCCUGGCCUUCUGCUACACGGGACGGCUCAGCAUGAACGUCGGGGACCAGUUCCUGCUCAUGUACACCGCCGGCUUCCUCCAGAUCCAGCAGAUCAUGGAGAAAGGAACAGAGUUUUUCCUCAAGGUCUCGUCUCCAAGCUGUGACUCCCAGGGCCUCCACACCGAAGAGACCCCGCCCUCCGAGCCCCAGAGCCCCGUCACUCAGACGAUGGGCGGCGGCGGCGGUGGAGUCGGCGUGGUCGCCCCGGUGGCGGGGAGGCCCGCCUCCUGCCUGACGCCCCUCCCCCUCGUGUCCAAGGUGAAGACGGAACAGAUGGCGUCCACGCCUCAGCCCACACCACAGCCGCAGCAGCAGGAGGGCUCUCCCUACUCUGUGGUCUGCACCCCCGUCGCCAAGCGGCUUUGGGAGGGGGGCAACCGUGACAGCGGAGGGGGGUCUGGCGGGGGAGGCGGGAUGAGGAAGGCCGCACGCUACUCCUCCUCCUCUUCGUGCUCCUCCUCCAACAACAUUACCCAGGAUGCCUCUGGGCGCGGACCUGCAGCUAACGCCGUCCAGUUGGGCGGCGGCGGCGUUGCUUCUUCCAUGGGAGGAGCCGGAAUCAACAGUAACCACAACAACAACAACAACCACAACGGCGACCCCGAGGGCACGAGUCCCGGCACGCUCAGCAUGUACACCAGCGACUCGCCAAUCAGUUACCACGACGACGAGGAGGAGGACGACGUGGCGGACGAGAGCGCCGAAGAGCAGUACAGACAGAUCUGCAACAUGUACACCAUGUACAGCAUGCUGAACGCCGGCGCCGCAGUGGUCGGCGAGCGGGUCGAGGCCCUUCCGGACUCGGCCCCGGACUCGGGCGGUGGCGGCGGCGGUGGUCGGGGAGGCCGUGGAGCGCGGUCCCGACAGGACCUGGCGUCGCUGCCCGCCGAGCUCAUCAGCCAGAUCGGCAACCGCUGCCACCCGAAGAUGUACGAGGAGGGCGACCCGGCGGAGAAGCUGGAGCUGGUGAGCGGAACCUCCGUCUUCAUCUCCCGCGCGCAGCUCAUGAACUGCCACGUCAGCGCCGGCACGCGCCACAAGGUGCUGCUCAGACGCCUGCUGGCCGCCUUCUUCGACAGGAGCACUCUGGCUAACAGCUGUGGAACCGGCAUCCGCUCUUCAACCAACGACCCCAGUCGCAAACCGCUGGACAACAGAGUGCACGCCGUCAAAUUCUACUGCCAGAACUUCGCGCCGAGCUUCAAGGAGAGCGAGAUGAACGCCAUCGCGGCCGACAUGUGCACCAACGCCCGCCGCGUCGUCCGCAAGAGCUGGAUCCCCAAGCUCAAGCUGCUGAUGGCCGACAGCGACGCCUACUCCGCCUUCCUGGCCGACAGCGUGAAGAUGGAGGCCGACGCGCUGGGGGCGGAGCAAGGCUUUGACCCCGCCUCCCUGGAAGCGGUGGCGGCUGCUGCGGCGGCCGCGGCGGCUGCAGGCAACCACAACGAGGCAGGCGGAGCCUCGCAGGCAGACGCCCUCCACGGUGGAGGAGGAGGAGGAGACGGCAGCACUUUGUUUUGAGUGAGUGAAACGGACAGAUAGAUGGGUGGACAGAUGGACGGAUUGAUGGAGGGAGGGAUGCCAUUUCUCUGGUGGGGGAGGGGGGGGGAGUAAAGUAUGGCGGCCGCCGCGGUCGGGAUGACGACUGUCUCCCCCCCCCCCCCAGAACUGCCACUCUUCUGACGGCCUCUUUCUAUUCUUUUACGCCUCUUUUUUCAGUCAGCUUGUUCUGCUUCCCCCUCCCUUCGUCUGUCCACAUUUGUCUCUCUCGGCGACCCAGAAAGCAUCACUUUGGGUUGUCCCUCCUUCCUUUACUUCCUGGUCGAGAGAGAUAGAAAAAC